Drosophila gunungcola (fruit fly) is the source of this 2022-nucleotide messenger RNA. RefSeq lists its product as uncharacterized. The record is from RefSeq and is a predicted model, not a curated record. Lineage: Eukaryota; Metazoa; Arthropoda; Insecta; Diptera; Drosophilidae. The transcript is spliced from 2 exons. Bases 93 to 1928 code for a protein of 611 amino acids.
GUAGGUAUAGCAGCAGCCAUCUGAAAUUGAUUCCAGCUGAUCAUCACACAGUUUUCCACUUGAUAAUUUCGAAAAUCCAAAAUUCAGCCAGAAUGUUUUCGAUGGGAUCAUUGCGCUCAGCGCCGCCACUGGCGCCCAAGUGCCCGUGCCACCAGCCGGAAAAGCGGGACUGCGGCGAGGACAGCAUGGCCAAACUGGCCGAGUACCGCCGGCUGGACAUCGAAGACGUCACCGACAGCGUGAUGAAGGUGAUGCGCAUCUGCGGUCUGCGACCUUGGGAGGUGAAGCGGAGUGCGGGGGUGAUCAAGCGGUCCCUGCAGCACUACGAGGAGGUCAUCCAGCGGAUUGACCGGGUGCCGCGCAAGCGGUUCGCCAAGGAGAGCUUUCUCCACGGACUGGCCCACGAGGCGCACAUGUCCCGCAUGGACGCCCAAAUGGCAUACGCGAUUGUCAAACGGGCCUUUAAGGCGUUCUACCACGGCAUGGGCUCCGAGGGUCGUCGCUACACGUGUCUGCAGGACAAGAUGACCCACGGGGAGGAGUGCCUCUGGUUGCAUGCUGCUCGCCGCACGGCGGAGAUCCAUGCCGCUCUGGCCGGACUCAUGCACUCCGAGGAGAUGCUGUUCGAGGAGCCGAUCGAGUGCGUCUACAAGGGCCUCUACGACGUCCUGCAGACGCGAGUCGUGUGGGCCGACAACAUGACCUGCACCUGCGGACUGCAGACGGCCAACCAAUCGCAUCUGCCCUCCAACACGGCCUCGAUGACCACCCAGAUGGAGGUGCUCUACGCCCGGGAGAACAUGGGCGCGAGCAGUGCCCCCUCGAAGACCUCCACUCGGGCUGGGACUCAAAAGAACUCGACGGCAGUGAGCACCGCCUCCUCGCGCCACAACCACAGUCUGAAGAAGGCCGAUCAGACGCUAUCCAGGAAGCAGACUCCACUGAGUGGCAGUAGCACCACGAAAGUCAGUCUGCCCAAGUGCAAGUGCCCGCAUUUGCGAUGCUGCCGUGAAGGUGGCGAGGCCCGGGAAUCGCCGGAGAUCACGGCGGAGUGCAGUCAAGGACCCUACAUCUGCCGCUGGCUACCCUUCACCGAGGAGGACGAUGAGUUCCCCGAGCACCGCGUGCCCUUUCCGCCCAUGGACGUGGUGUGUCCGCCCUGCUCCAAGGAAGAUAUGUCCUGCGACUCAGAGUGCACCUGCACCUGUGGCCAGGUGUGCACCUGCCGUCCGGCCUUCGAUGGCGAUGAUGAUGGAGUCGCUGAGGAGGAGCACCUGGGCGAGAAGUUGUCCAGGAGCGGACUGGAGGACUACGACACGGACUUCUGCUAUGUGGCUCCACUGCGAGGAAGCAGUCGCGAAAGGAUGGCCAGGGUAAAAGCCAAGGAGCAGCUUGAGCAGGUCGAGGAGGAGGAGCAGGCCGAGGCGGAGGAGGAGGACAUCCCGUGCCGCUGCGAACUCAAGCAGAUGUGCUAUCCCCAUCUCUUCACCUACCUGACGCCCUUUGGCAUCAAAAAGAGUGAAAUCGAAGAGCAGCCAGAGGACAAACUUAAGUUUGAGGUGAGUGAAAGUGAAAGUGAGGAUCUGCUUUCUAAGCCACCACCCUAUGGCGUAUCCUUGGACACCUACCGCUGCUGGGUAAAGCCCCCAUCGUCCAGCCAUUCCAGUGAUGAGACCAAGCCGGCCCUCGUCUUGGUUUCGGCUGAAAAGGCCAAGCCCAAAUUUCAGAUCACCAUCAAGGAGCAACAUCACUCUACUAAGCCAGCGACUGCUCCGCCAGCAGCUCCACUCCCCAAGCCUCCGGUAUUGCCCAACAAGCCAGCUCCAACUCCGGCGCCCUCAAAGCCCCCAGUGGCCCCUCAAAAGGCCGAGGACGAAAAGCUCACCAAGGAGGACAUCCUGGACAUUAUUGGCUUGAGGUUUAGAUAGGUGAAAAUAUCUAAUCCGAAAUCGAUUGUCUAUAGCAUUGGCUGCUCUCUUGCGGUGAAGCUAGUUCAUGUUCUUAAAAUUGUUAAAAUAUAAU